Messenger RNA from Exophiala aquamarina CBS 119918, 198 nucleotides. RefSeq lists its product as uncharacterized. Bases 1 to 198 code for a protein of 65 amino acids. The record is from RefSeq and is a predicted model, not a curated record. The transcript has a single exon. Lineage: Eukaryota; Fungi; Ascomycota; Eurotiomycetes; Chaetothyriales; Herpotrichiellaceae.
AUGCUUACCGACAAAGCGAUGCGGAAGGGGCAGAUGCUGCAUUUCAUUCUUGAUGUCAAGGACAAUGGAACUCCACAACUGACUACGUACAAACGUGUCGUAGUUCAAACGACCGACUUGAGUUUGAAGGGCCAGGGACAUAAGGCAACAGAGACACUCACUCAUGCGCUGGGAUUGAGAACCGCGGACCACUAUUAA